CGCCGCUCUGAGACUGGCGGCCUCGUGGAGACUCAAACAAUUGUGUUUAUAGCUAGGUUCUGCUCUGCUGGUCGCUUCGUUGCGGCUGAUGCGUUUGUGCUAAUGAUAGCGGGAAGGACUUUUUUCAUUUUGAGGCGUUACAUCUUUCUCAACUGAAGAGAAUGCCUUCGGGUAGACGUACCUUUGAAUCUCGCAUUCGCAUCCGGAACAAACCCAUUCUUCCUCCCCUGAUGAAUGAGAGGAAGAGGGAUGAAAUGAGGGAAUGGCGCAAGAAGGCAUCAGAUCGAGUACAAGUUGUACCACCUAGAGGCAAGUGCUGCAGUGAGCAUGAAGAAAAUUCCAGUGCAAUGUCCUCUUCUCUUUCAACUGAAAUUUCAAUAUUGUCAUUGAGAGAAGAUAAAUCUACCCUGUCAUCAUCUGCUGUGAGACACGCAGCUGAUUCUGCUUCAGAAACAACACCAGUAGAUCAGACCUCAGGUACAAAGAGUACUCCUCCAUCAUCAGAGACAGGCUCACAUCGAAUUCGUCGCUCGUCAUUCACUCUUGAACAUCCGAGUCCUGCACUCCAGCGAUUUUUAGAGAAACGAAGUCAUGAGUCUCAAUCCAGUGACCAGUCAGUGACAAGUGAUGAGGAUCAUCACAUCUCUGUAUCAAGUGCUAUGGAGAAUGAUUCCUUCCACUUUCAAAAUGUUUCACAGACACCUGUGACAAGCGAAGAGGAAGAAACUCUACGAUUGUGCCUUUCCCCUUCUCUUGGAGUUGAGCAAGACCAUCUCUCAACUGGAGAGCAUGAGUGCUGUGAAAUUCCUCCUGAAUAUUUGACUUCAGUUGAAAAGGUGGAAGGUUUGGAUGAAAGUAUCUCUCAAGAUGUUCCUUGCAUUUUACCUCUGGUUGAUUCUGCUGAUGUUUCAAAGGGCUCUGAUCACAAUGACGAAAGUGAGCUCUCUCCGUAUCAUCCACCCGCCUCAUCAUGUUCAGAAGCAUGUGAAAUCAAGAAGUCUGACACACUGCCAUCUGACAUCAAAUGUGGGAACACAGCUUUAAAUGAUUCUGUCUUUGUCUCUGAAAUGAGGCCAGACUCUGUCACAGAUUCAAGUCUUCAUUCUUCCUCUAUCAAAAGUUACAAUGAGAAGAAUGCAGGAGAAGGCAAUCCUUCCCCCCGGUUACAAAGUCUGGAAGAGCUGCUUAGUGAUGUGAAUGUAACUCCAAAAUCCAAAAAUAAAUUGAAGCAUCAAGGUGAACGAGUCUGGACUCUUUCCAAGGAACUUGAAGAGCAGCAUGCCUUAGAAUUGCAAUGGCUUCAAGAGCGACAGAGAAAGGAGCAGGAAAAACUGAGGAAGCAGUUUGAGGAGGAGGAGAGAAGACUUCUUGCUGAAAUGAAUAAACUGACAGGAGAUAAGAAGGGUUUGAAAUUAAUACAAAAACUAUGCGCAGUUCCUCUUUCUCAACAUCAUAAGGAUGUUUCAGGAUGGGAUUCUUCCUCUUCACUUCCUUCACAUGUCUCCGCGCACAUGAAUGGCAUGAAGGUUCCUUCACCAUUGAUGAACAAAAUCCAAGAGAUGAAACCAAAAGUGAGGAUGAAGAUAGGGGCUUUGGUCAAAGGAUACCUGGUGCGCCGACUCCUGAAGACGGAGCGUGUUCAGAGCAUGAAGAGCAUGCUGAAGGAGAGUGUUCAAUUGUGGCUGAGGCUUCAACAAGAAUCUCUCCACUUUCGGGGGAUAAAAGAGGACAAUGAUGCCUUCCUCAGGAGACAGCUUCUUGCUGAGGUGGAGAGGUGUCAACAGAGCUUGUAUGAGAUUUUCUUUGAAUUGGAGGCAAGCGAGCGCAUGGCCAUGAUCUCAAGAGACCGAGAAUCCAAGGCCAGGAAACGAGUCUCUGCUGUUUCUUCUUCAUCCUCAUCACCAACAUCCCAACCCAGGCGUAUUUCGUCUGCAUCUUUGAAGAGGAGAUCUCGGUUGAUGGUUCAUCCUCUGAGUAGAAAAUCUGGAGUGAAAGUGAAACCCAGGCGCAGUCCAAAAAAUUUCAGUCCAAAGCAGAAGAAACUAACUCCACGUGGAUUUGCCAGCAAAGAAAGCGUGGUGAAGCAGCUGUUUGGGUCGAGCGAGCGUCCAGGUCGGCUGAAUGUCGCCGAUGUCGGUGCUGUGAUGGACGUUUACUGAGGGCAAUGAUCUCACUUUUUUUUCGAUGCGGAAAUUGUGGUAAUUAAUAGAAAUAAAAUGACGUGAUGCAGCUUUCGAA
This is a messenger RNA of Darwinula stevensoni, 2238 nucleotides long. Lineage: Eukaryota; Metazoa; Arthropoda; Ostracoda; Podocopida; Darwinulidae. The record is from the annotation of a GenBank genome assembly.